Messenger RNA from Neoarius graeffei (lesser salmon catfish), 2299 nucleotides. RefSeq names its product dolichyldiphosphatase 1 (gene dolpp1). NCBI's taxonomy places the organism in Eukaryota, Metazoa, Chordata, Actinopteri, Siluriformes, Ariidae. The record is from RefSeq and is a predicted model, not a curated record. Bases 11 to 727 code for a protein of 238 amino acids. Gene Ontology annotation, cellular component: endoplasmic reticulum membrane; intracellular membrane-bounded organelle. Gene Ontology annotation, molecular function: dolichyldiphosphatase activity. Gene Ontology annotation, biological process: lipid biosynthetic process; protein N-linked glycosylation. The transcript is spliced from 8 exons.
UCCGGGUAAGAUGGCGGCGGAAGAGCAGUGCUCGGCACCACCUCGAUGGCAAUCGAUAUCUUUAACGCACGUAGAGUAUCCAGCUGGUGAUCUGGCAGGGCAGAUCCUGGCAUAUGCCAGUCUGCUGCCGAUGGCGAUCCUGGUUGGCUUUGUCACGCUCAUUGUCUUCAAGAGAGAGCUGCACACGAUCUCGUUCUUUGGUGGUUUAGUGAUGAAUGAAGGGAUAAACUGGUUGCUGAAGCACAUCCUACAGGAGCCCCGCCCAUGUGGAGGAGGCCACAGCACAGUAACCACAGAGUACGGCAUGCCAUCCAGCCACUCACAGUUCAUCUGGUUCUUUGUCAUUUACUUUUUCCUCUUUCUUUAUUUAAGAAUGCAUCAGACAAACAACGCCAGAUGUGUGGAGUUGUUAUGGAGACAUGUGCUGUCAAUCAUCCUACUGGGUGUGGCAUUGUCCGUGUCAUACAGCAGAGUUUACCUUCUCUACCACACCUGGAGUCAGGUGAUAUAUGGAGGCGUGGCUGGAAUGGUGGUCGGCGUGGUCUGGUUUUUCAUAACGCAGGAAGUGUUGACGCCGAUUUUCCCCAAGAUAGCAGCCUGGCCCAUAUCGGAGUUUUUUCUAGUGAGGGAUACGAGUCUCAUUCCCAAUAUUCUGUGGUUUGAGUACACGGUCACCAGAUCUGAAGCCAGAAACAGACAACGAAAGCUGGGAACAAAACUCCAGUGAUCCGCACUCUCUGCUGGUUCAAACUGACAAAAAGGACCACAAAAAUACACAUGCGCGCGCACACUCGCACUCACUCUCUCUCACUCAUACAGACAUACCCACAACACACACACUCCUACAUUCGAACACACUGGAGCUCAAAUGUCUGGACUGUCCGGGUUGAGUCUUUCUGUUUUCAGGCGGACCAAAACUGAGAGUUCAGUUGAGAGGUCAAAGGGGCGGGGCCUAUGUAGGGGCUCAACCCUCUCCCCUCGUCAUCUCUUUCUGAUGCAUGCUGACCGUGCAAGAGGUGAAGCUAUUUAACAAGAAACGUUUUCUUAUUAACCAUUAACGCACGAGGGUACCUGGUUUAAAAUGGGAGAGAGAAGAUUCUUUAGUGACGUAUUGCUGAUUUUUGUUACAGCAUGACGUUUUUCUUUUAGAAACUGUAUAAGGGGGAAGCUAUUCAAGUGGGGAUUUGUAGCAGAAAAGUAAAAGUAAAAAGGGGGGGGUUCUCUUCUCUCUCCCCUUCUUGUUCUCCCCUCCCCGCCACUAUUCUUAUAGUUUGGAAACAGGUUUCCAUGCUCUGGUAAUAUAUAUGUAUUAUAAAGUAAAAUAAUUUGCACUUUGUGAAUCAGAAUGGAAAAAGCAACAUUUUAUUAUCUUUAACACUAUUUGCAUCACAGUACCGGUAACUGAAUUUUAAUUUCCUCCCUACUUUCCCUUCAUGAAAAGGCAACAUUCCUAAACAUCAUGACCUUGUAUUGAUCUAAUGGACUUCCCAUACAGAUCAUUUAUCAAAAUAAUUAGUCCAGUUGCACACCAAGACCUUUUAUUGGUCCAUUUUUGAUGAUUUUGGUUGCAGUUUGCAUACCCCCUUUUUCCUCCCCUUUCUCUCCCAGAAGCGUUUUGUUUUCUCCACCUUUAAAACAGUCGAGUUUCCAAGUUCUGGGACCGAGAUCUGCUCCGUCUUUUUCCACCCCGUAUGUUUAAAAGGUACUUUUAUUGUCGUCGUUGGGAAUUUCCCCACCAAAUGUAAUCUUAAUAAAAGUUUACCUGACCAUUUAGCAGCUUUGUUUCACUCCAGGAAAGCUAAAGUGCAUAACUUGACAACUAUAAUCCUCAUACAUACUUGAGCAGGUACACUGUGAGAGCCUGGGCAGGGACACAUUCAAUGGUUUACACUGCAAUAUGUUCAGAUGCUGUUUUAAAUAGAGAUCUGUCUUUUAGAAGAAGACCCUUGGAGUAUAUUUUAGCUGUACAGUAUGAACGAUCUUUAAGAGAAUAGUGUGAAAAGUAAACUCCGACUCGGAGCUUGGAGGACUGGAUCAAAAGUGUAUUCUAGAGUGUGGAUUUGGGGCAUCGAAAAAAUGACACGAUUCAAAAAUGAAUUUCUCCAAAUGGGGUAAAUGAUGCUAUAUUUGGGGAGAAUUAAGUUAUUCCACGAAAUCAAGUCAUACAUGAGCUGAUGGGCGUGUACGACGAGAUUGAGUGGAAUAACUUUUUUUUUUUAUUCUAUCCACGUUCACUGGAUUUUGAGAAGAGCAACUUUUUUUUUUUGCAAAUUCAAUAAAUAAGAACUAAUAUACAAAA